AUGAUCUCCGAGUUGUGCCAGUGUCUCGAGAAAGCGAGCCCGUGCCCGAUCCUCUAAAAGCGGAGUUAUUACAACAACAAGUAAAAUCAUAUGCGUGUAAGCAUAGUACUAUCUAUUUUGUAUUAAACAAGAAUCCUGUCGAUAUGAGCUGGGCUGUGGAGGAAUGGAAAGAAGGCCUCUCUCCCAGAGUCCUUCAGAAGAUUCAUGAGCUGGAAAGUCAAGUAGACAAGCUUAAAAAGGAGCGUCAGCAAAGACAAUUCCAGUUAGAGUCCUUGGAGGCAGCUUUGCAAAAACAGAAACAGAAGGUUGAAAAUGAAAAAAAUGAAGCUGCAACACUAAAAAGAGAGAACCAGAGCUUGAUGGAAUUGUGUGAUAACCUUGAGAAAGCAAAGCAGAAAAUUUCACAUGAUCUUCAAGUAAAAGAAUCUCAAGUCAACAUACAGUCAGGGCAGCUGAAUUCCAGCAAGAAAGACAUUGAAAGGCUAGAACAAGAACUGAAAAGAUACAAAAGUGAACUUGAGAGAAGUCAGCAAACAUCGAUUGCAGGAGAUUUAUCAUUUGGUGGCACUCCACAGAAAAGUUUUACCGCUUCUUUAACACCAGUUCAAGGUCAUAGUGAUGCUAAGUUUGGAGAAUUGGAAGAGAAAUACAAGAAAGAAGUACAAGAAAGAAAAAAGCUAGAAUUAGAACUGAGAACCAUCCAGGCUAAGAAAAUAAAUCAGCCUCAACCUCAAAGCUCUUUGAGUCACAGGGAGAUUGCUCGGCAUCAGGCUUCCUCAUCUGUGUUUUCAUGGCAACAAGAAAAGACACCAUCUAGAAAUGAAGCAACACCUGCAAGGGGAAGUUCUGCAGCAUCCUCUUUUCCAUGGGAAAACGAAACAAAUUCUAGUAUAAUAUCAGAGAAGAAUGAGUUUGACAACAGCUUUGCUGAGAAUUUUAAUUCUUCACUCAUGAUCCAGCUAAGAGCACAGAACCAAGAGUUAAAUUCCACUGUUAAAGACCUAGAACAACAACUGCAAGCUCAAGAAAAAGUGAAGAAAUCCCAUAUGAAUAAACAUCAAGAGACAGAACUGCAGCUGGACAGAAUGAAGUUGGAAUUAACAGAGAAGGAUAAAGUUCUGAACAAAACCAGAGAUAAACUGACUCGAAUGAGAACACAACUUGAUCAAGCUACCACACAG
Molecule: messenger RNA, 1181 nt
Organism: Antrostomus carolinensis (chuck-will's-widow)
Lineage: Eukaryota; Metazoa; Chordata; Aves; Caprimulgiformes; Caprimulgidae
Product: centromere protein F
Exons: 7
Biological process (GO): mitotic cell cycle; regulation of G2/M transition of mitotic cell cycle; metaphase chromosome alignment
Cellular component (GO): nucleus; spindle pole; chromosome, centromeric region
Molecular function (GO): microtubule binding; dynein complex binding
Source: RefSeq, a predicted model, not a curated record